CUCAUUCGAGCCUGAGCCGUUGACUUAGACGGAGACAUAUUAUACUUGUUAUAUAUAUAUUUCAAUUCGAUAAAGAAACCCCUUAUACGGUAACAUAUUGUUAUAAUAAUUAUUAUUAUCAUCUUAGUGAUAGUACAUCACAGUGGCGACGAGGAAAAUCGUGGAACAGUGCACAAAGUGUUGUUGAGAAAAGACAAGCUCAAACGGAGUAUAUCCAGAGUGGGCGAACCUCUUGGAUUGGCGCUCUUCAUAAUUGCUCUCCAACCUGUUCUCCAUACGUCGAGAUCUCUAAGAGAAACUGUCGGAUGAGAGUGAGUGCCUCUGAACAUUAAGUGUUCAACUCCGUGCUGCUGCUGUUGCUUGGAUAUACCUGUUGUUGCUGUUGCUGCUUAGAUCCGUCGUGCUGCUGUUGAGAAAGGUGCUACCCACUCGAGAACGGGAGAAAUCAGGUAGUAAAGCUACUGAGAUCCUUUUCAUCCAGUACUAGAUUGUGGCGGAGAUUUCUCACAUCUCACGAAGCUCUACGGCGCGAAAGUGAGGACACAUCAGAUGUGGUAGACGACUGCAUGAUAUCGUUGAACCUACCUACAGUAUAGAAAAGUGCAUGCUGGGAAAUUCGUUGGAGGAGCAGAGCUGAUUUCAUUAAGUGGAGUAGAAAUCUAUGUGAAAGUAGUACAAUGACCACUAUGAUAGGAUCGAUCGAUCAAUAUCAGCGACACAAAUCAUUCACUCAUUAUGUAGAACGCUUCGAAGUGAUGUGUAAGCUAAAUAAAGUUAAUGAUGAGACGAAGCAGUCUUGGUUCAUUUCGGUUAGUGGGGAUGAGGUUUUUGAAGAGAUAAAACUAAUUUUUCCAAAAAAGGAUGUUUGUGAAAUUCCCUAUGACGAAAUGAUCAAGAAGCUAAAAGCACGGUUCGACAAAGUGGAGCCCGCGUUGAUGAACAGAUAUGAGUUUUACAAUCGUAUUCAAAAACCGAACGAGUCUGCUGAAAAUUUUGUGCUAGCAGUUAAACUUUUAGCUGAAAACAGUAACUUUAGGGAAUUUAAAGAUGAAGCUAUUCGCGAUAGAUUGAUCAUCGGGCUUCGAGACAAAGACCUGAGGAAAAAGCUUCUAAUGGACGAUGAUGUGAAUUUGGAAACUGUUGAAAAGACAAUAAUAACAAGUGAGAAGGCUGAGAGUAGAGCUGAUCAUAUUAACGAUUUUAGUGAAUCGGGCAAAGUGAUGUCAGUUAAGGAACGUUUGGGCAGAAGAUUCGAUGAUUAUGAACGUAGGGGUAGCUAUGAAAGACCUCGUUAUCGUAGUUGGAGUCGUGAUCGAAGUAGAAGCAAUGAUCGUGCUAAGGGUUUUGUUAGGAAUAGAAGCAGGGACUAUGAGUGGAACAGAGGCCAUCGCGAUAUUCGACCAAAGCAUAUUCACGGUAGUGCAGUUUGUAAUUACUGUAAACGUAAGGGUCAUAUCCGUAAAAACUGUUACUUUUUGCAAAAUGAUAAACAAGUGAAGACUGUCAACUUUGUUGACGAAAAGAAAGACAUUGAGGAGCCAUCAAUUACGGAUAAAUUCGAUAGAAUUCGCGUUAACGACUCUAGUGACGAAUCAGAAAUCAGUUGUAUGAUGAUAAGUAGUGUUAACAGGAUUUCUGAAGCGUGCAUGGUUGAUGUUUUGAUACAUGGUUACAAUGUAUCUAUGGAGAUCGAUACAGGAUCCGCUGUAGCUGUAAUUAGUGAAAUGCUAUAUAAAAGAUUGUUUCGUGGAAUUAAUAUUGCCAGGUGUGGCAAAAAGCUGGUCGUUGUCAAUGGUUCCAGUAUUUCGGUAAUAGGACAGAUUUAUGUGAAAGUAGAACUGAACGGAAUGCACGCUGAGACAAAUUUAAUUAUUUUAAAAACUUCCAAGGAUUUCACUCCACUUCUGGGUAGGAACUGGCUGAAGUUAUUCUACCCGAAUUGGAAGGAUGGUUUCAAGCAGUUUCAUUCUCUCAAAAGCAUAACUUGCAUGGAAACACCUGAGCAACAGUUGAGUACAAUUAGACAAAGAUAUGCCAAAGUAUUUGAUGAAGAUUUAACCGAACCAAUUACAGGUUACGAAGCGGAACUCACCUUUAAAUCAGAGCAGCCAAUCUUCAAAAAGGCCUAUCAAGUGCCAUAUAAAAUUAAAGAUAAAUUUUUAAAACAUUUAGAAUUGCUUGAGAGACAGGACGUGAUAACACCGGUACUGGCGAGUGAAUGGGCAUCCCCAGUAAUAGCUAUUAUAAAAAAAGAUGGAGAAAUUAGAAUGGUCCUAGUGGGUAAACAUACGACGAAUGCGCACAGGAAUCAACUAAAGGUUGCGCAUAAGACUGGUAGACAAAAGACUGCGAUCUUUUGCCCACGACAGGACUCGUUGUGUACAAGUAAGCGAAGGCGGACCUCUUUAGACGACGAAGAUGAAUUUGAAGGAUUCGGGGAUGUCCCAGAGGCGAACAAUAGACCGAGGAAGAAGAAAAUCAGAACACGUGAGCGAAGCCCAAUACUUACGCGUUCGAAAGAUGUUCAUCGUAGCUAGGCGAAUACGCUGUAGCGUUUCAUCGUCGAAUAUUCUGAAUUUGGAGUGCUAGUGUGCAAGUGCAAGUUAUUGAAUUAUUGAAAAAAAAGUAGCAAUGAAUUUGCA
Molecule: messenger RNA, 2642 nt
Organism: Armigeres subalbatus
Lineage: Eukaryota; Metazoa; Arthropoda; Insecta; Diptera; Culicidae
Exons: 4
Coding region: 678-2537 (619 amino acids)
Source: RefSeq, a predicted model, not a curated record